CAUUUGCAGCCAUGUGUCACGCUGUUCUUCCUCAGUGGAGAAACGUGGUUUGUUGGGCUGCUGCGCUUUGUGUGUGUCUGUGUUACUCUUUAAUUAUUAUACUGCAGUGUCUGUUGUUUGUUGACUUGUUUUAACAAUGACGGAGGGCAAGAAGUCCUCGAAGUCGAGCCAGAAGCUGCUCGCCCUGAACCCCAGUGAGGACGCCGAGUUUCAGAAGAAAGUACAGCAAGUGAAGAGCAAAAAGACCCGUCCCGGCUCGACCCUGAAGCCAGGAGUGGUGUAUGUGGGCCACCUUCCCCAAGCCUUGGCUGAACCGCAGCUCAGAGCUUAUUUCUCACAGUUUGGCAAAGUUAACCGGUUAAGAAUUUCCAGAAGUAAAAAGACUGGCCGAAGUAAAGGCUACGCCUUUGUGGAAUUUGACUGUGAUGAGGUAGCUAAGAUUGUGGCUGAGACCAUGAACAACUACCUUAUGGGGGAGAGGCUGAUCAAAUGUGAAGUGAUUCCUCCUGAGAAGGUUCAUGAAAAGCUCUUUGUUGGUUCGCGGAAGAUGUUUUCAAAGCCCAAACAGCCUGCGGUCUCUCGCUAUAAUAGAGAUCAUGAUCCAGAACAGAUGAAGAAACUUACUGGAAAGCUUCUACACAAAGAAAACAAGCUUAGAAAGAGACUGGCAGAAAAAGGCAUCGACUACGAUUUUCCAGGCUUUGCAGCUCAGGUUCCAGCAAAGAAAGCUCAGUCCAGUGCUGACACAUCAGUCUGCAGUGAGGACGCCACGCCUGUAUGCACCCCUUCAGUCCUGGAGAAGAGAAGGUCAAUGAAAGUAGACGACGAUGACGUUGAUGAUGAGGUUAUCAUCAAAACGCAGCCUAGAUCAGAGAACAGUAAAGAUGUUGAAGAUUGUGAAGACACUGUGGAGGAGAAGGAGGAGGAUGAUGAGGAAGAAUCGGAGGAUGAAGAUUAACAGCCAGAAGACGACAAAGGAUCAGAUGGUGUGAAGGCUUGAACCUCUGUUCUGUAGAGGGACUUGGAAAAAAUCCUCCUGAACUGCAGUGUCUGUGGUUGUAUAUAGAACUUUCUCAGUUCAUCCUGCUGAUCUACAGGAGAGAAACACACAGCUGAUGGCCUCGUUGUUCUAACCUGAGGAACUGUUUCAGCAUUUGUACAUGUUUAAUUGAAACGUUUUUAUGCAGAUGUUUUAUCUGUGACCUUGUCAUGGCUAUGGUUUAGCAUGUCAGCUGCUUUGUUAAAGCAGACAAGCAGACUUCAAACACAAGUCAAAAUAACCAUAGAAUCAUACAGAAAACUGUACAUACCACCUGUUUAAAAGGGUGUGCUUUUUUGUUUUUUUCUGAAGUGGUGUUAAUGCUUUACAGCAGAGGAAAGUGUGGAGCAAACACCAGGACUACACAGCAGAACCUGCUAGAAUACAGAAUGCAGAACAGAUAGAAGAUAUAUGUUAUGGCUGGGUGUAGGGUGGGUUAUAUAAUAUUGUGAUAAAUUGUCACAGUAUGCUUUUCUGAGAAUAUCAUGGAUAUCUUCAGGACUUUAACCACACUGAGCAACUGUAUCAUAAAGUAUAAUGUAUAUUUGUUUCAGUUUGUGGAAUGAAUAAACAAAACUGUUGUACCUAAA
This is a messenger RNA of Colossoma macropomum (tambaqui), 1629 nucleotides long. It is a transcript of the gene nifk, whose product is annotated as nucleolar protein interacting with the FHA domain of MKI67. The transcript is spliced from 6 exons. NCBI's taxonomy places the organism in Eukaryota, Metazoa, Chordata, Actinopteri, Characiformes, Serrasalmidae. Gene Ontology annotation, cellular component: nucleolus. The coding region runs from base 137 to 958 and encodes 273 amino acids. Gene Ontology annotation, molecular function: RNA binding. Gene Ontology annotation, biological process: maturation of LSU-rRNA from tricistronic rRNA transcript (SSU-rRNA, 5.8S rRNA, LSU-rRNA). The record is from RefSeq and is a predicted model, not a curated record.